AUGGCCUUUCAGAACUCUAAUCUCGUCGUAGAUGAAUCAUAUGGACAUCAGGAAAUCACACAUUCCAAUUCCCGGAUCUUCACAACCCUAAUCCUCGAUGAUCAAAACUGUGAUCUAUUUGCUCAACUCCAUGAGAUUCCACAGGGAUAUUCGAUUUCCUCUCCCCAGACUGCUGAUUCUGCCGCUGCCGUCGCCGCCUUUCACCAGGAACUGAAGCGGAAUAAAUUUAAUCCGGAGUUAACUACUUGGGAGAAGCUUCAAGUUAUAGCCGAAACCCUCAAACCCAUUCCCUUCAGGCCCUCUGAAGCCCUUGACUUCAAGAGCCAUGAAUUACUCCUGAGGCGACUCGGGCUUUGGGAUUUUGUUAAUAUCGAGUUUGAUACCACCAUUCGCAGCGAUCUUCUAGCGCAAUUGAUAGCGAGUUAUACACCUAACUUGCGCGGUGGUUACGUGAAUGGCAUUAAGAUAAUGGUGAACAAGGCUGACUUGGGGCGUGCUUUGAAGUUACCAGCGGAAUCCACUGUGGCUUCAACAGAAAAUAUGGUGGAUAUGCCAGAAUUAGGGGAAUCAGUUGCUUUCAUUGAAAAAUUGGUGUUAAUGUGGAUGCUUUUACACGAUAAUGAGUGUAUUAUGCCUCCAGAGGUUUUGACUUGCAUUAGGUUGAUCAAGGAAGGGCAUUUGGAGAUGAUUGAUUGGGCAGGAUUGAUCUGGAGCAUGGUGGAUCGAGAGUUGAAUGCCUCACAGUUAGAGAACUGUUACUAUGCAUCGCAUUUGCAGCAUUUGAUUAAGACACAGCGUAAAGAGUUGCUCAGAGAAGAGUGUAAGGUGGGCGAUGGGGUGAGUAACAAAGAGGAGUUGUUGAGGGAACAUAGUAUUGAAUUGAAUCAGGGGCAAGGUGAUGUUGAAAUUUUUGAAGUGGAAACUGAGCAGGUUGGGAAUGAACACUCAAGAGCUGUUGAGGAUUUUAAGGAAGAAUCUGGACAGUGGCCUUUAUUGCGGCAAUGCAAUGUUGGCGACUUGAAGGGUUCAGAGGAAGAACAAUUUGUGGGUGAGGAUGAGGAUGAGGAUGAGUGCAUUCUUUUAGAGGGGACUUCUCCAGAAAUUUCUUCGCCGGGAAUGCCUUCUGGAGGUUUCAUUCAGGCAAUGGAAGCAGGGCAAAUGCCUUUUAGUUCUGGGAAUGGGCUGAACGGCAAUUCUGAAGAUUUUUUUGCCUACAGAGAAGAUGCUCAAAUGGUUUCUGGACCGUCGCUAUUUGGCAAUGGUCACAAGAGAUAUGUUGACCAGGAUGACCAUAACUUAUAUCGAUCUCCAACUGUUAGGAACAAGAGACUGAGAAGUGAUGGCCUCUGGGAUGCUAAGCCAGUGGACUUUAACAUGUGUAUGGAGCACAUGCAACAUUUGAUGGGAGAAGCUAGAAUGAUGUACGUAACAAAAGCACAGGCUUGUGAAGAAUCUUCCAUGAAUGAGCAAAUCUUGCUUAAUGAGCUGCAGAGUCGUGAUAAGAUGAUCGAGGAUUUGCGUAAGGCACAUGUGGAAGAGAGUCAAAAGGGCAGACUGGGGGUAUAUAUGCUUGAGAGGGAACUGAAUAUGAUGGAAAAUCUCUUGGAGGGCUACAGAAAAGCCUUAAAGGAAACGCAGCAGGCAUUUACUGAAUACAGGAUCCGUUGUCAACAAGCCAGUGAACCUCUUUACAAGGACGUUCCCGGUUCUGAGGGCCUUGUUCUGAGCAUAAUGGAACUAGAACAGGAACGUUUGAAGCAAGAACAAGAACAACAAAUGAAGUCUUUGGUGAUUGACAAGGCUGGAUAGGUAGGCUAGAAGACCAUCAGAAUAGAAUUCAUCACUAGAGGGAGGGUUGAUGGUUGUUGAGGAUCAAGCAAAACUCUUCAAAAAGGUCAAUGCUAAAGGCUGGCUUUUGCAUUCUUCAGGACUUGCACCAGUGAAGGACGAACUGUUUACCAUGGUUUAUCUUUUUCGUUUGCAUGCCUUAUCAAAGCAGUUCAAAGUACAAUACCAUGUGGUUGGUCAGUAAAGUACAAUAGCAAGGGCAGGACAUAGGUAAAUUUGCAGUUAGUUUAUGAGACCAUCAAUGACUUUGGUAAAUUUUUUCUUGUAACAUUGUUAGAUCGAAUCCCCCAAGUUACGAUCGUCUCUGACUGUUUUCUCCGCUUUGCAAAA
Messenger RNA from Neltuma alba, 2178 nucleotides. RefSeq lists its product as uncharacterized. Bases 1 to 1809 code for a protein of 602 amino acids. Lineage: Eukaryota; Viridiplantae; Streptophyta; Magnoliopsida; Fabales; Fabaceae. The record is from RefSeq and is a predicted model, not a curated record. The transcript has a single exon.